AUGGAGGAGGCAGCUGGGCCCUCAACCCGGGCUGAGGCCCGAGUCAUAAGCGCCACAUUGACAUGGCGGCAGCAGCCCCCUGCCCAGGAAGAGACCAGACACCGUUUUCACAAGGUGUCCCUGGUGACAGGGCCCCGGACAGAAGCCCCCCAGGAGAUGCUGGCGCACAAUCACUGCAGAGAGGACGUCAACGGCUUUGCGACGCGGGAAGAGACAGUGAGUUCCCAGGGCCCUCGGGCUGAGGCCGGCUCCGGGAAAUUCCAGAGCCACGGGCCCAUCUUUUCCAAGAAGUACACACCACCCCCCAAGGAGAAAAGGCCAGUGCGGAGGCUGAAGGAGGCCGUGGACCAGGGUGAUGGCAGUGCCCAGGCUCCCAGGACCGAGCCACCAGGCAUGGGAGCCAUGGCCAGGACUGAGCUCUUGGUGCCCUUGCCUGGGCCCCGAGAGCCAAGCCCCCACCCCGGUGUGGGUGUCAGCAGCAGGAACUCCAGGAGCCACGAGGAGUGGAGAGUCACGCGCACUGUGCGGACCACCACGGUAGUGGGAGGGCACGUGGACCGCCGGGUGAGCAGCUCUGUGACGGUGGGGCCAUCGCUGUCAGGCGAGGUCCUUCCCAGAGGCCGCCAUGUGGCCCGUGUCCAGGUGGUGAGCCCCCGCGCCGAGGCCUCGCCCAGCCGCAGCCAGGCCCUGGAGCUGCUGAGCAGCCUGGUGCCUGCAGAGCGCAGCCCACCCGCCAGCCGCCUCCCCCGGCCCACAGGUCCCAGGCCAAAGGGCAGUACCGAGGGGACAGUCCUGGGGCACCUGCCUGAGACUAGAACAGCUGAGCUCAAGGAUAGCUCGGCCCCUGCAGCCAUUCCGGAGGGUGCCCAUCUGCCUCAGAACCGGCAUGUCCCUGAAGCCCGCCCAGGCCAAGACGAUGGCAGAACCCUCGAUGCCAGGGCCUGUGAGCUCCCCCGGGUGCAGGGAGCCUCYACCCCCAGUCCACUCCCUCUCCAGACUUCUCAGAGCCAAGCAGCAGUGCCCUCUUCUCCCAGACUCCAGAGACAUUUCCCCUMCCCGGGCCUGGCCCACCCCCCAGAGCAGCCCGAGGGGCCCACUCACCCUGRGGCUCAGCCCAGUCCCCAGGUCCUACCUGCUGGUCAGAGGGAAGGACUCACGGAUCGCCCUGCUGCCCCCACCCCGCCCACGGUGGGGAGCGAGUUUGUGACAGUGCCCGGACAACCUCCGGCUCUGUCUUCUGAGCAGAGGAAGGCUGUCCCCAGCCUGGGAGGUCUUUCUGCUCAGGACUCCGAAGAUGUGCCUGUCGCCCCUACCCAGAAAGAGGCUGUUCCRGGCCACGGUGCUCCCUCUGCCUCCUCUCCCAAGCCAACCAAAAUUGUCCAGGGCCCAGAAGGAGCCUCGAGCACCCAAAAGGGGRCUGUUCAGGGUGCUGAAGGCAGCCCUUCCCCUUCCCUUACCCAUGACAAGACCAUUCGGGGCCCAAUUGUUCCUGCUCCUCUGCUCCCCAAACAGGAUAAGGCUGUCCAGGGAUCCAAAAAGAGCCCCACCUCGUCUCCCACCCCAAAAGAGGUUAUCCAGAGCCCCACUGUCCCCCUUGCCCCAUCCUCCUCAGUGGACAAGGUGUCCCCCAGCUCAGAAGGCACUCCUGUCCCAUUACCGACGGGAACAGAGGUCAGCAUGGAGCCCCAGCUUGUCCCCGACUCCACCGAAGGCAAAACACCCCCAGAACCACUGAGGGAGGAGGACGAGGUGGCCCUGGCCGCUGACCUGGAGAUUUUCCUGGACACACUGCGGAGCAUGGAGCCCCCUGAGAUCCUCCGCACUCACCGGCUCCCCCGAGCCCCCCGCUCCUCCUACCUGGCCAUGUAUGCCACACUGCCCUCCAUCGAGGAGGACCAGCCUGGGCCUUGUGUGCAGGAGCCCAGCCCCCAGGAGGUGCCUCCCCUGGAAGAGGAGGAGGAAGAAGAACCCGAGAACCCCUACCUGAGCGACGACGAGAAGCUCCAGCGCAGACAGGAAAAAGUGGGGCCCAGCCCCUCUGGGGACCCACCUCCUGCCAGGCCCACCCCGGUCUCCUGCUCUCCUCUAGAGAUGCUGAAGAAGCACGUAUCAGGCGCCAGGAGUCUCCACCCGGAGCCGGGGGCGGACGUGCAGGCCAGCAGCCGGCUUACAUCCCGACUGGGGGGCAGCCUUCUCUUUGGCAGUCUGUUGCCUGCCACCAAGGAGGCCUCUGCCCUGGAACCACUGGGCAAAAAGCUGUCUGCUCUGCCGCCCCACGGGGCACCAGGGCUCAGGAAGGUGCCAGGUCAGUUGCCCCUGCUCAGUGGCAGAAGGCCCCCGCCAGAAAAGCCCGCCUGUGCCGAGCCCCYGGAGGGGUGGAGCCCAGCACUGAAGACCCAGGGCAAGCUGAACACCAGGCCUGGAAAGGUGAUCGUCUUCUCAGAACCUGGCUGYCAGGGCACCAGCAGGGAGGUCUGGGACGACACUGCCGAUGCCUCAGCUUGGGCCGCUGCCUCUGUGAGGGUGGUACGAGGCUGCUGGGUGCUGUAUGAACGGCCUGAGUUUCAGGGCCGGAAGCUGGUCCUGCCUGAAGGAGACAUGGACCUCAGAGUCCCUGGGCCAGCGUGGAAUACCCAGGGCAUCGGCUCCCUGAGGAGGGCUGUCUGUGACUACUGCRUCCCCGAGAUCUGCCUGUUCUCUGAGGAGGGUCUUGCCGGGGAGCAAGUGAAGCUCACAGAGGCCUUGGAGGACCUUCAGGACCUGGAGACGCCCCUGCAGGUGGCAUCUGCUACUGUUUCUGCAGGACUGUGGUUGCUGUACCCCAAACCAUUCUUUGAAGACACCCCCUACAUCCUGGAGCCUGGAGAGUACCCCACCUCGGAGGCCUGGGGUACAUCAGAUCCCAGCGUGGGUUCCCUGAAGCCCAUAAAAUUGGGCUGCCCAAGUGUGGAGAAGCCAGGAGAGCCCAAGGCUGUGGUGUAUGAAGCCCCAGGUUUUCAGGGACGGAGCUGGGAAGUGACCAGAGACAUCUACAACCUGCAGCAGCCAGAGGACAGCCAGAGUCCCCACCUGGCCUCUGUGGGGUCCCUGCAAAUUCUUGGAGGCUGCUGGGUGGGCUACGAGAAGGAGGGCUUCCGGGGCCACCAGUACCUGCUGGAAGAGGGCGCCUAUGCUGACUGGUCGCAAUGGGGAGGUUUUGACCAGUGGCUGACCUCCCUUCGCGUCAUCCGGACGGACUUCGGGGACCCGGCCGUGGUGCUGUUUGAGGCCGUGGACUUCGUGGGGCCGGGCGUGGAGGUGAGCACGGCAGUGCCAGAUGUGGAGCUUGUGCGACACGGCCCGCGCACCCAGGCCAUCCACGUGCUCAGCGGCGUGUGGGUGGCCUAUGAGCAGGUGGGCUUCUCCGGGGAGCAGUACGUGCUGGAGAAGGGCGUGUACCGCAACUGCGACGACUGGGGCGCGGGCAACAGCGCCCUCGCCUCGCUGCAGCCGGUCCUGCAGGUUGGGGAGCACGAUCUGCACUUUGUCUCAAAGAUUCAGCUUUUCUCCGGCCCCGACUUCCUGGGCGACCACAUCUCCUUCGAAGAUGACCAGGCAUCUCUGCCCGCCGCCUUUCAGCCUCAAUCCUGCCGAGUCCACGGCGGCAGCUGGAUCCUGUUUGAUGACAAGAACUUCCAGGGAGACCAGCACAUUCUCUCAGAGGGCGAGUUCCCCACUCUCACGGCCAUGGGCUGCCUGUCGUCCACCGUCCUGGGCUCUCUCCAGAAGGUGCCCCUGCACUUUUCAGAACCCGCCAUCUUCCUGUACGGCCUGGAGUGCUUCGAGGGGAAGGAGAUAGAGCUGGACCAGGAGGUGCGGAGCCUGCAGGCCGAGGGCUUCAACAACCACGUGCUGUCCGUGCGGAUCAAGGGGGGCGUCUGGGUGUUGUGUGAGCACAGUGACUUCAGGGGCCGCCAGUGGCUGGUGAGCAGCAGUGAGAUCACCAAUUGGCUGACCUACAGCGGCACCCAGAGGGUGGGUUCCCUCUACCCCAUCAAGCAGCGCCGGGCUUAUUUCCGCCUCUGGAAUGCAGCCCUGGGGGGGUUCCUGGCGGUGCCCGACCACGUGGAGGACAUGAAGGCCGGCCGCGUGGUUGUCUCCGAGCCCCGAGCUGGCGGCAGCUGCAUCUGGUACUACGAGGACGGGCUGCUCAAGAACCAGGUGGCCCCCACCAUGAGCCUGCAGGUAAUUGGACCUCCAAGCCUCGGCUCCAAGGUGGUGCUCUGGGCCGAGAGCCGUCUGCCGCGACAGACGUGGAGCAUCAAUGAAUUGGGCCACAUCUGCAGCCAGAUGUUUGAAGGCCGGAUCCUGGAUGUAAAGGGUGGCCGAGGUUAUGACCGGGACCACGUGGUGCUGUGGGAACUGGCCAAGGACAGGGCAUCCCAGAUCUGGACCGUCCAUGUCCUCUGAACCUCCUUCCCCCAGCCCCGGAGGCUUUGCUGGGAUGGAAUGUUUUUAGUUUUGUUGUCGUUGUAACAUAAGCGAUUUUCUAAUAUGCUGCUAAGUA
Urocitellus parryii (Arctic ground squirrel) is the source of this 4546-nucleotide messenger RNA. The record is from RefSeq and is a predicted model, not a curated record. Lineage: Eukaryota; Metazoa; Chordata; Mammalia; Rodentia; Sciuridae.